GAGAAAGAGAGAGAGAGCGGGAGAGAGGGAGGUAGAGAGAGAGAGAUAGAGAUAGAGAGAGGGAGAGCUAGCACUUCGAUUAUAUUGAAGCCGCUAAUACUACUUCCUUUACCGUUGCUACCAUAGUGAUAGUUGAAUGGAAAUCUUGAGUUGCUUGUAAUUCACAACGUGACGUUACUUCCUCACAAGACAGCAGUGACAACCUUUGAUCAUGAAAUUAUAAUGAUGGAACAUCAGCAAUUUCGUAGGAUCAACACACACCUAUAUAAUAACCUGAUCAACUGUACACUCAUUAUCGAAUAUCGCCAAUAAUAACUCAACUAUAUUGUUAAUAUGCUAUCAACUUCACAACUAUAUUAAACAGUAGUUUAAAAAUAAAUGAUGUUUUGCUACAGAAAGAGACAGGAAUGGUUUGAAGAUCAUAUGGAAUCAUUAAUCAUAAUUUCUUCUAAUAUGAUUUUCAAUGCCCAAUACAUGCUAGAAUUCAAAAUCUAUACUUAAUAUCGACGUACAAAAAGUGUGCAAUCUUACUGGAAAUAUAAACGUAUUACAAGGCAGCGGGAAGUUUGAAAUGAAAUAACAGUAUUAAAUACCUUAAUGAAUAAUAAUUAUAUUUCAUAUAUAUUACAAUGGAAAACCAGCUUAAUUCAACAGUGGCUAUUGACGAAUUGAAUAAUACUCUUAAUGGUACAGUUGGUUACAGUUUGGGCACGUUUAUAAACCCGUUCAACAAAAUACACAUCAAAGUAACAUUUUGCUUUUUGUACUCUGUGAUAUUCAUGUGUUGUGUAUUUGGUAAUUCUUUAGUCCUCUACAUCAUUGUGAAAAAUGCACGAAUGAGAACACGUACCAAUUUCUUCCUGGCAAAUCUUGCAGUGGCAGAUUUUUGCGUUGGAGUAUUUUGCAUCUUCCCAAACUUGUCGACAUAUUUCUCACCUGUUUGGCAUCUUGGAAAAGUGAUGUGUAAAUUGUACUACUUUGUUCAUUACAUGAGUUUGACCGUGCCUGUACUGCUUCUUACGGUAAUUUCAGUGGAACGAUACAUAGCUGUACUGUAUCCUUUGAAGGCCAAGCAGAUGUUCACAUUUAGACGGCUGAAGAUCUUACAAGGAUUUAUCUGGUUAUUCUUGAUUAUCUACAACUCUCCUCAACUUGUAGACUAUGAUACGUUUGUUAUUGGCAACAACACUUAUUGCUACAUACGUUCUGAUAGUAUAAAUACCAAUGCGUAUGUCCUAGCUAACCUUGUCAUUUGGUACACUAUUCCAUUAUCAGUGCUUACAUUCAUGUACGUCAAAAUUGCAGCUGUGCUUUGGCAAAGCAGUAGUUCUAAAAACUUUGUUUUGAAUACUAGUUCUCAGACUUACAGAAAAUGUGUUAGCGGAAAAAGUGUUUCUUCAAACCAAAAAGAGAAUCAAAACUAUUAUUCUCAUUCCUGCAGAGAAAUGAACGACAGAAAGUAUGAAGAUCAAAAUAAAGAAUUUGUGUGUUCUGGUUAUAAAGAUAUUUCUCUGGAUAGAGAUAAAUGCAAAGUAACUUUAUCAAACAGAGAACCCUAUAUAGAAAGUGAAUGCAUGUCGGAAUGCGAAGGUGAAACUGAUUGUGGGAGUAACACAGAGAUUUACUCAAUAGACAGUCUAAAUAGCGCUGGUUCAUCGAUGAAAGGACACUCAAGUAACAGAAAUAGCCUUCAAAGAGUAACUCUUGUUAAAGAAACUUUAAGGCACAACAAUAUUUCAAGUCAGAUAUGCCCUGAACAGCAUCAUCAAAAAAAUUAUCCACGAGUUACUACACAGAAAGCGAUCCAAGCCCGAAGAAAAGUCAUUAUUCUUCUUGUAAUGAUAAUUGGUUCAUUCGCUGUAUUAGCUCUUCCUUACCAUAUCAGAUCUUGUUUAUACAUGUGGGCAGACACGCGAUCUCUUGGAAGUUUAUUUUCUCCAAUAUGUUAUUUACUUUAUUAUGCAAACAGCGGUUUAAAUCCUCUCCUCUAUGCGCUGGUCUCUGAUAAUUUCAGAAAGAGUUUUAAAGACACUUUUAUUUGUCGUAGUAAUCGUCGUAGAAAAAAAUAAUCUGAAAACGUACAUAUAAUGUUGUCAUCGUCGUUGGUUUUGUUGUUUCGUUCUCGAUUAACUUUUAUUGACCCGACUUAUGAUCAGAUACUUUUCAUUGAUAAAAAUGGCUGGAAUACAUUUGUGAGCAGCAAUAUGUCACUGAAUUUGUCUCCUGUUCUCAUUAAAUUAUUAAACGUGUACCUCUACAGAUACUUUGAAAUAUAGAAAAAAAAAAUUGAUCGUGUAUCCCAUCCAUAAGAAGAAAUAAUCCUUCUUAUUCUACCAACAACCAGCCUGUUGCUCUUUUAUAUCCAGCAUUUCUCAAGUAUUGAAAGUGAUUCCAAAAGAUUACUCAAUACACCAUUUUGAACUUUUCCCUGGAUUCUGAAAUGAUAGAAACAAAUGGAAAAUUAUUGUUAAACAUCUACACAUCAGUAAUAAAGUUUGUGAAAUUUACAAUUGUGUUUGGCUAAGUGAUCACUGAUUACGGUCGAAUAUCUUCAGGCACUAAAUGUUUACCUUAAAAAUUUGUAUUCAGGCUUUUUUACCAGAACAAACGUUUACAGUGUAUACUUUGAUAUGACUUUUUUAACUGAUAUUCCUUUGGCU
Octopus bimaculoides (California two-spot octopus) is the source of this 2660-nucleotide messenger RNA. RefSeq names its product trissin receptor. Gene Ontology annotation, molecular function: G protein-coupled receptor activity. The record is from RefSeq and is a predicted model, not a curated record. Gene Ontology annotation, biological process: G protein-coupled receptor signaling pathway. NCBI's taxonomy places the organism in Eukaryota, Metazoa, Mollusca, Cephalopoda, Octopoda, Octopodidae. Gene Ontology annotation, cellular component: plasma membrane.